Messenger RNA from Silurus meridionalis, 4837 nucleotides. It is a transcript of the gene mpripb, whose product is annotated as myosin phosphatase Rho interacting protein. Gene Ontology annotation, biological process: actin filament organization. The record is from RefSeq and is a predicted model, not a curated record. Lineage: Eukaryota; Metazoa; Chordata; Actinopteri; Siluriformes; Siluridae. Gene Ontology annotation, molecular function: actin filament binding. Gene Ontology annotation, cellular component: actin cytoskeleton.
CCGUCUCUCCCUCUGCCUCAACCCUCCAUAGGGAGCGACCUCCUCGCUUCUCCUCUCCUCUCCAGCCCUGAACACGGAGAAGCCUAGGCAGAGGCACGUUGAGGGGGGGGACAAAUUAAAUAAUACGACCUGCCCCUGGUAGCUGUACCGGGUUAGUUCGAAGCCGUGGCGUCCGGAGUUGGAAAAAACAUGCGGCGGCGGCUCAGGCGGCAUCCUGACGGACCAGGAGCUGGGAUUCGCCCAUUAGCCUGUUAGCUAACGGAGGGAGCGGUGAACUUCCGAGCUAACGCGAGCGGUUACAAAUGAAACUCUACCUCGUGUGUAUAUACGAAUAUAUAUAGUUUUUGUUUCUUUUACACAACGGCAUUUAUUUCUCUCCACCCAUAAUUAAUCUCUAGUUGAUAGUCAAAAACGACGGUUUUUGAUUCGCGGCUUGUUCUGUGGCUAACAACAGUAUUGAUGAGAGCAGCUCAGGGGUCGGCUUUGUGCUUCCAGGCCAUGGACUGAGCAGCUUUUCUCCAACCUGAGGGUUUGCUAGCUUUCUGGCUGGACUCAUUAGAAUAUAUAUCCACUCUUUUGGACUGGAGACCAAAAUUGUGCUGGAUCGGGUUUUUUUGGACACCAUGUUCUGGAUGCUCGGCUCGGUUUCCGAUUGGAUCUGAAGGGGGGAAAUAAUAGAACAAUCAAGCGGGAUUUCUGUCAUUCUGGACCCCGAGGUUGUAAAAUCCAAGCUGGUGAUCAUGUCUACUGCGAAAGAAAAUCCCUGUAGGAAAUUCCAGGCGAAUAUUUUCAACAAGAGUAAAUGUCAGAACUGCUUCAAACCCAGAGAACUGCAUCUGCUGACCGACCCAGACCUCAACCAGGCGAAACCGAUCUAUGGAGGCUGGCUGUGUUUGGCUCCAGAGGGAACGGAUUUUGACAAUCCGAUGCAGCGGUCUCGGAAAUGGCAGCGGCGCUUUGUGCUGUACGAACACGGCUGCUUGCGCUUCGCUCUGGACGAGUCGCCAAGCACACUACCGCAAGGCACCGUCAACAUGAACCUGUGCACGGAUGUGAUUGAUGCCGAACCGAAGACUGGCCAGAAGAACGCACUGUGUAUCAUCACGCCUGAACAGGAAUACUACAUCCGGGGGGACAACAAAGAACUUAUUAACGGGUGGAGCGAGCAGCUAGUUGUUUAUCCAAGGACCAACAAGCAAAAUCAAAAGAAGAAGCGCAAGGUAGAGCCAACAACGUCUCAGGAGCCCGGUCCGGCCAAAGUAGCUGUGACUGGCUCGGGAAUCCCAGAGGCGGAGAAAGUUCCAGACUCCAGCUCCAUCAUAUGGCAGGAGGAGCUGCAGAGCAGAGAAGCCGAGGUGUCGCAGGCAUGGUCCUCACCAGAUAUGACGCCCCAGGGCUCACUGCUCACUCCUGCAGAGGAAGCAGAUCUGGGCUCUGUCAAUGGAGAUGAGGUGGACCGGAGCGCGUUUUCCUUUUCCCCGUGUAUGUCCCAGCCCCCGCAGGACCUGGUUUCCCCGACCGCAGGCUUGCUGGGUGGUGUUCCCAGGUGCCCAUCGCCCGCCCACAGUGAACCAUUCCCCUCAGGGAGCAGUCUGCUGUCUAACGGCUCGCACAUCAGCGGCUCCAUCAGCUCGCUGGACUCGGACGCCAGCACAGACAGCCACAUGGCGCUUCGAGGACGCACCAAGCCUGAGAAACGCAGGGAGAGACCGGACAGAGAUGCUGUACUCAGCCCAGAGAGGAGCGGGCGCUCGAACGUGAUCGAGAAGCUCAAGGCGCUGGACCUGGAGAACGCCGAGAGGAUGGAGGUGGAGGAGACGGCACGCAGCGAGGCCCGUCAGGGUCGCAGUGAAAUGAGACGCUUCAAUAGACAGGAGCAGAAGUUUGACCAUGGUCUGGACUUCCGCCACUCCACUCUUCCUCCGCUGAGACGAGCCAAGUCGUUGGACCGCAGGACAACGGAGUCAGUCAUGACACCCGACUUGCUGAAUUUCAAGAAAGGCUGGAUGGUGAAACUUGACGAGCAAGGCCAGUGGAAGAAGUAUUGGUUCGUACUGACUGACCACAGCCUGCGUUAUUAUAAGGAUUCGAUUGCUGAGGAGGCAUCAGAUCUUGAUGGUGAAAUUGACCUCAGCACGUGUUCUAAUGUUACAGAGUAUCAAGCUCAACGCAAUUACGGCUUUCAAAUUCAUACCCAGGAGGGAGUGCACACCCUCUCUGCCAUGACAGCAGGAAUACGCCGCAACUGGAUCCAGGCUGUAAUGAAAAAUGUCCGACCCUCCACAGCGCCUGAUGUUGCGAGUCUGACAGAUGAACACGGCUCCUUCAGCGCUUUGGAGAGCCUCACGCGACCCGACGUCACUCAGGACUCGGCAUCGUCCGAGGCCUCGUCUGCGGAGCGCGAGCCGAGGAAGAGCCGGGCACGUGAGCGCCGACGCGAAGGACGCUCCAAAACCUUCGACUGGGCCGAGUUCAGACCGAUCGCCCAGGCCUUGGCUCAGCAGCGAGCCCACGAAGCCGACGCUUUCCAGGCGCAGCUGAGCGACGCCGAGCGCAGCAAGAGGAGGGAGGAGAGGCGGAGGAGGUACGAGUGCGUGACGGGAAGCUUGACCUUCGAGCCUUCUCCCGACGCUAGCGGGAUCGACUCUGAGAGCGUGCACGCAAUUGCAGGAAGCGACUGUCCGCCCUCGCCUGAGCAUCAACAGAAGGUGGAGGAGGAGAUCGAGCAGCGCUGGCAGCAGGUGGAGAAAACCCCGAUCAGAGAGGAAAGGAGAAUACCGUUGUCUACGGCACUGAGGAGCAGAGAGACGUCUGAGCUCGAAAAACUACUGGAGAGCUACAAAAAGGGGGUAGAAGAUCUGAAAACACAGUUAGAGACGUGCCACCAACAGCUGGUGGAUUCUAACCAGCACAAGCAGGAGCUGGAGAACCAACUCAAGGCUGCUCUGGAUCGAGAGCAUCAGAUCCGCGCCGGGUACAUCUCACCGGAUACAUGCGAGAGAGGCUUCGCUGCCAUGGAGGAGUCGCACCAGAAGGUAAUCGACAAACUGCAGAGGAAACACCAGCGGGAACUGGAGAACCUGCAGGAGGAGAAGGAGCGACUGUUGGCUGAGGAGACAGCAGCCACCAUCGCCGCUAUCGAAGCUAUGAAGAACGCACAUCGAACCGAGCUGGAGAAAGAAUUGGAUAAAGCACGGAAAGCCAACAACAAUUCGGAAAACGCAGACAUCGAGGAAAUCCGCAGACAACACGAGGAAGAACUGCUGUCAUUUCAGAGGGAAAUCGAAGUGCUCUCAGAGCAAUACUCGCAGAAAUGUCUGGAGAACGCUCACCUGGCACAGGCCCUGGAGGCCGAGAGACAGGCCCUGCGUCAGUGCCAGCGCGAGAACCAGGAGCUUAAUGCACACAACCAGGAGCUGAAUAAUCGUCUGGCUGCUGAAAUAACCAAGAUGAGAUCGAUGACCAGUGAAGAAGCCGAAUCCGGAACGGUCAUUCAGGGAAAGGAGCUGUACGAGCUAGAGGUCAUGCUGCGGGUAAAGGAAUCAGAAGUUCAGUAUCUGAAGCAGGAGAUCAACUCAUUAAAAGACGAGCUACAAGCCGCCCAAAGGGAUAAAAAGUACUCAACAGAUAAGUACAAGGACAUCUAUACGGAGCUGAGCAUCGUGAAGGCCAAGGCCGAGCGAGAUCUGGGGCGACUACGGGAGCAGCUACAGCUAGCCCAUGAGGCACUGGGAGAGCCCACGCCAGAGGAGGUGCAGCGGGGAGGAUACGAUAUCAUGAAAUCCAAGAGCAACCCCGAUAUAUUGAAGAUGGCCGCCGCCGCUGCGAAGCGCUCCGAGCGUACCAUGAGAUCAAAGGAGAAAGCCUGAGUCUGAAGGAAGGCUUGACAGCCGAGCAAAGACUCCACUUGUUUGACAACAAGGACACGAAGGAGUUUUGAAACGUGACGUCUCAGCCCGGCUUCGAUGCAUGUUUAUAGAGGUCCACCAUAUUUUAUUCCAGUAAUUAAUCACUUAGAAACACACUGGUCACGGCACACAGCAUAUUCUAAACGUGGUAUGAAGUUUUAUGUCUCUACUCAUCUUUGUGCACUUCAGUUACUGUGAUGUUUUUUUUCUUUUUUUCUUUUUUUAAAUCAUCGUCUUAAUGUAAAUAGUUGUUUUUAAUGAAGCAUCUAUUAUUCCUACACUAAACACGACCGUGUCAGCUACUGUUUUAACUCUAGUGUGUGUGAAUAGCCAGCAGACGGAUACGUAUCUAAACGAGUUCCACUUAAUAAAGAGUAGAAACGAUCGUUCCUGCAGACGUGCUUGUUAUGCUAGACGCGCUUCUGCACAUUUCCCUCCAGCUUCCUGUUGAUUCUUACUCAAUCGCACGGCUGAAGAAAAAAAAAAAAAAAAAAAACACAAAAAAAGGAGAGAAAGACUCUACUUGAUACCCGGAAGUGUUGGUUCCUACAUGGAUGAGGAUUACUGAAUGUCGACCAGUUUAAAGGCAAAGUGUUUGUAUCUGGAGGGCUUUUGGUUUUGGUUUUCUUAGUGUAAAAUAUAAAGAUUUCUAUAGGGGGUUCUUUAUGUAAUCAUGGUCAAUCCACUGAUUGGGAGUUUUUUUUUUUUUUUUCGUUUUUUUGUUUUUUCCCUUCUGUCUUUGCCCUUCCAUCAUAUGUCUGUAGUGAUGUCCAGUCACAGUCUCUUGUAUUUAUUUAAAUGUCAUGUUUGUUUGUUUUUUUUUUUUUUGCCUCAAAAGUCCAUUCCUGUAUACGUUGCUAUUGUAAAUAUACCACAAAUGUACACCGACUGACAACAGGUUUAUUAGCAAUAAAUAUUUUUGCACCCUG